Messenger RNA from Ostrea edulis (European flat oyster), 3510 nucleotides. RefSeq lists its product as uncharacterized. The coding region runs from base 79 to 1332 and encodes 417 amino acids. Lineage: Eukaryota; Metazoa; Mollusca; Bivalvia; Ostreida; Ostreidae. The record is from RefSeq and is a predicted model, not a curated record. The transcript has a single exon.
CCGAGGAAGGAUGUGAUAUAUACUGGUUGUGAACAUGACAUUGUAUUGUGUCAAUUAACGUUAAAGAAUCGUUACAGGAUGGAUCAGAUUCCCCGUGUAUCAGAAGUCCUGUAUGUGGGUAUGUGUCGUAAGAUAGGGACACCGACAGAAGUGACCUUCAGAAGAGAUAUAUGGGACACGGGGGAAAUAAUACGGAAACCCUUACAGUUAUAUAAAGGUGUGACACAGAUGCUGAGUGGUAGUCGUAGGGAGGGAUUUAGGUUUAAAUCAUCUGACUUUGAUUUCAUGCAGUGGUACCCUGAUCAUAAGGUGAUAUGUGAGAUGUCUCAGUCAACGUUUUAUCAUCCACCCAGACAUACACUUAUCUAUAUGGAGACCUCUGAUACUCCCCCGGGAUUCGCCAGAUUACAACUACUCACACCGUCAAAUCAAGAAAUUGUCAUGUCAUCACUGUUGGAGAGAAAUAAUACUGAAUACAUUUCAUGUUCAUUACUCAGGAUGAGGUUACAUCAGGCAAUGAAAGGAUUUAAUCCAGCCAUUGAAGGUGAAAACCUGCACGGUCCAUGUCACAACUGCACUUAUCGAUCUAUAGAGGCUGAUUUCGCGCUGUGUUUCCAUUCCCAUCAUUGGCCAUUACCAGCCCUUCCCUGGGUUGAUAGAUGUUUGACUCGCGCAUGGCCAUCGCGUAGUGUACUGCAAUCAAUUAUUGAUGAAGGAUUUCAUCUUGUUCCUAUCGCAAACAGACAGACACAUGACAAUUUAGACUUGGAAUGGAGAAUUUCUUUUUCACAAGCAGAGCAAAAGCUAGUGUACUCUAUGAACCAUUGCCAGUUUCUCUGUUACGGAAUUAUGAAAAUAAUUCUGAAAGAAGUGAUUUCUGACGAAUUACUGUGUUCGUAUUUUAUGAAAACAAUAUUAUUUUGGAGAAUUCAAGAGAGCUCUUCAACUCCAUGGUUACCAUCAACAUUACUUCAACAUGUGUGGUUUUGUUUCAAAUCAUUGAUGCAGUGUGUAUAUACCGGUUACCUUCCAAAUUUCUUUAUUCCGGAGAACAACAUGUUUGAAGGAAAAGUUGUCGGGGCACAACAAAUAUUCCUGUAUCAAGAGUUAGAAAGAUUUUACGAAAUAGGCAUUGCCUUGCUGUUACAUAGUCCCACUCUCAGAGAGAUUCUGAUCCCGGCCGUCUCCGAUCCAUACUUUGUAAUGCCGACAGAGGAAAGCUACCUCAAGUCAGAAAUAGAUAUCGAUAUUGCUUUUUAUGGUGAAAGUUUUAGUUGUACAAGGGUGGUCGCUGAAUCGGAUUUCAGAAUGUUGUAUAUCAUGAUAUGUUGAUAAGUGUGCUUAUAUCAACUUCCAUGUCACUUAAAGCACAGUGUUUGUUUGUGUCUAAGAAAAAGAGACACAGCAAUGAGAGGUCAAUAAUUCACAUGUUAGAUCUAGUUUCAAAGUUAGGUUGUGUAUCUGAUGGUUUAUAUUUAGCGUUAUACUUGUACGAUACCGGUAGAUAUCAAACAGCGCUAACUGUCACAGAUAGAGUGAACCAGAGACUCUCACAGCCUCAUAUCAUGUAUAGUAGUGUAGACAGACAGAGAUACAGUGAAGUGGUAGGUGGUCAGUCUAUCUUAACUAAAUAUAGGAAGGCUUGGGCAAGAAAUGUUACGUUCAAAAGUGUGUUUAUCUUUAUUGAAGAAUUAAGGUUGGAACAAGAAGUCAGUAAAAUGAACGGAAUGGAGAUUUUACAUUUAUCUCCCUUUGUGACCGUGCACAUGUUAUCUGUCCUAUGUCACUACAGACUAGGUAACAGGUCACAAUAUAUACAGGCUCUGACAGACCUACACACCCUACUGCUCUAUGAUGAUGGGAGAUACGUAGAGUUAGACAAUAGAGACCUCCCCUGGCAGAUACUGGGGAUCUGUCAACAUGUUUUGGGGGACUUACACGGGGCAUUACAGUCUUAUCAAGAGUCACUUAGACAGAGACCAUAUUACAAAAUAGAGAUAGCUACGGAAACUAGACUUAAUUUUGUUCAAUCACAAUUAAGGAUGAACAGUACUCGGAUAGUGACGUAGAAGAAUUAUGUUACGUGUAAAAACAACCAGACACAGUUUAGUAACUAGCUAUUCAGAUUAAACGGGGACAAGAUAGCUUAUUGCAUGAAUAUGAAUAUAACGUUUUUUGAAUUUUCAGUACACAAUUUUGUUUAUAUUUCAUCGCAUAUAAUUAUAAUAACAGAGACGUCGGAUUCUGUUCCAGUAGAGAGAAUAGCGUGUGAUGGCGGACAAUGUCGUUUGUUAUGACUUACAAAACUCCCUGUCUUGUUGUAGUGAUAUCUUUAAAUGCCUUGCACAACUCUCUAUUUUGUAUUGCUUAUGGGAUUUAUGAGAUUGAUCACUGUUCGUUAUCUUCACCUUUCAUUUUAAGAAUUGACUCUGUAAAGGCCUUCACUAGGAUCGUGUUUUGAAAGGCCAUAAUUGUAUAACCAGAAUUUGUGCCGUUUUACGUGUGAUUCUGAACACCUUUAGGAUGUAAAACUUAUACGGUACCAAUUUGGAUGUAUAUAUACAUGUAUAUAAGUUUUUAUAAUAAAAGCCAUAAAAAGAAUUUUCAAAAAUGUGUAUUGAAAAAUUACUUUUCAAAUCAUUUUAGAUUUUCCUCUUUGCAAUAUAAUAUUUCAUUUUGUAUUACUAUGUUUAAAUGGAUACCUGUAAACUGCGAUAUGAAAUCGAAUUGAAAAAAACCAAACAAAUCGAACUGAUAUCCAAAUUUGAAUACAAAUUAGACAUAGGAAGUUUUAAGUUUUAGUUACAUUUUUAUUUGUUCGUUUUAUUUUGUUAUUAGUUUUUGUUGAUUAAGUAAUGCUCUGGAUAACAAAGGGAAGUGACUGUUGCAACUUCUAGUUUUUGCGGAACAUAUGUAUACUAUUUUGAAAUAGAAAUUAUAUACAGUGCGUGCUACACCUUCUAUACCAGCUCAGAUGUUAUCUAACAAAAUAAACUUUUUUCAUAUCUCUUUUAUUACUUUAUGAUUUAAGAGAUAAUCAACUUUUGAAAUCUUACCUGCAAAAGUCCAGCCUUACAAAAUAAGGCGCGCAGUAAAUGACAUGUUACGGGUGGUCAGUUGCGGGGUUGUCAUUCAAUUGAUCGAUUUUACAGCGGCCAGUUUUGUUGUUUGAUUAUCUAUAAAGUCAUGUAAAACAUUUCUCUUACACUUAUGUAUUGAUAAAAAACACGCACUCUUUUUUAAAAAUUCGGUCCAAUCGUACCUGUGGCUCUCACCUUCAUUGAGUGACCUGAUAAAAUAUAUCUAUAACGAGUAUACAAGCGAAUUUGACGAUUGUACGAGUAAACAAUCUUGAUACGACAGAUCUAGUCCAAAUAUAGCGAUGAUGCAAAGAAUAAGAAAAUAAAAUUUUGAAGAACUUCUACUGUACGUUCCUUAUUUUUCGCGAGUUCUAAAUAUCGCGAAAUGCGUCAAAUGAUAAUGAAUUCGCGAGUGAUAAAGAAUUUUAGU